CCCAUUGGCUUAAAUUGAUUUAUUUUCUCCUUAUGUUAAUGUCUUUGGUUUGUAUGUUUCUUUUAUGUACAAGGAUUUGUUGUUUUAUUCUAAUAAAGCUCACAUGUGUUUGCUGAUUCACUUACAGUUUGUUCAGGCAAUGUGUACGUGUUUGAUUCUUGAAAACUGUUGGUUUUUAUCUACCAUUUAUUGGAUGGACUUGCUGCGUUGCUCAAAAAGGAUUUUAGGAUUUCGUAGUGACAACAUUGGUCUAAGAUGUUGUGGGAUUGAUGAUUGAUCAUUUUGCUUGUAUUUUAAUGACUUUAAGAGGAAUUUCUAGUGACUGGUCCAUUUGUGUGGCACUAAGUUGUCCACCUACCGCUGGAUGAUAAAUAAGUUUCAGAACUUUAACCUUCUUUUGGCAAAUUGCCUCAAUUUUCAUUCAUUUGUUCAAUUUCCUUCAUUGGAUAUCUUUGCUCUGUUCUCAAGUGGGGAGAUAGGGGGUGCAGAUAUGUUUCGUGCUUCUGCUGCCACUAUUGACUUCAUUUUGUUCAGAUUGGUAUUUGGUCAUCAAAAUCCGCUAGCCUUCUAUUAGAUGAGUUAGUGGAUUUGUACAAAAUCAAGUUAUGUACUUGUUGAAUUGACUUGUUUCUGCUACUAAGAGUUCUCAAUACCUGUGAUCGCCAUAGUUAAAAUCUUUGUGGUUCUCGGUGUAAUAUGUUUUAUUGUAAGCUGGGUCUUGCGCUGUUCAGCUGCAAAUUUUAGUCCUUGGUCACCCGCAAUUCCGAAGAUAUGCAUGAUCCUAAUGGGUAGAGUUAAUAAUAGAAACCUAAAUGUAGUACAUGGUGCAAACUAUGUUCUUCAGUGAGGAAUUAAAAGAAGUAAUUGCUUCCCUUCAUGGGAAGCAAGCAGGUCAUGGGUGCCGGUGAGUGUCCAUUGGUUGCUCGAUUGUGAUAUUAGCUGUUCCUAUGAUAAAAGACGGAGCUCGAGUUUAUUCUUUCAUGAGAAAACGAAGUCGUUCUUUGUCCCCAAGGCGCCGCAAAACUCGUUCUCCUGCCACCAGACGUCAUAAGAGUCGCUCUCCAAGGAACCAUAGGAGACAGAGAAGUAGGAGUACCUCAUUGUCUCCUAUUGGUAAAUCACCUGGUUCAAGUGUCGCAUCAAAAGAGCAAAAGGGUAUCAGUGAAAAAAAUAAACUUGAUGAAGAAGAGAAGAAAAGGCGUCAAGAGGAAGCAGAACUGAAAUUAAUAGAAGAAGAAACUGCAAAAAGAGUUGAAGAUGCAAUUAAGAAAAAAGUGGAUGAAAGCUUGAACAAGGAGGAGAUCAAGCUUGAAAUUCGAAGGCUAUUAGAAGAAGGUAGAAAGAAACUUGUCAAUGAAGUUGCUGCUCAACUUGAAAAAGAGAAGGAAUCUGUUCUUAUUGAGUCAAAACAAAAGGAGGAACAAGCUCGAAAAGAGAAAGAAGAGUUGGAAAGAAUGCUUGAAGAGAAGAGGCGAAAGGUGGAAGAAGCUCAGAGAAGAGAAGCUUUGGAGCAGCAAAUGAAGGAAGAACAGCGUUAUAGAGAACUGGAAGAGCUCCAAAGACAGAAAGAAGAGGCUUUGCGAAGGAAAAAACAACAAGAGGAAGAAGAGCGUGCAAAACAAAUGAAAGUGUUGGGCAAGAACAAAUCCAGGCCUAAGUUGUCGUUUGCAUUGGGUUUGAAAUGAUCAAUGACUUUGCCUCGGUCAUUAUCAUCAUGGUCAUGAUCUUGUUGAUCAUCAAAGGCAAUUGGUUUUUCAUUAGAGGAACCAAAUUUGUUGGAUACAUCCUUUUUAUUCCAUCCGUCCAUUUUUUUUCUGUAAUCUGAAGUACUUGCUGAGUAUAUUUCCUUCGUCGUAGUUGGCUAAUCAAUGUACUGUUGUCAACUGAUGUAAUGUAAGGCCAACAUUACUAGCAAAUUUUGAUAUUGUUGUUGUAGUUACCAAUUGGGCUGAUUUGGCUGCGUUUGUUCAGUAUCUUUCCUUAUUUUACAA
Solanum dulcamara is the source of this 1991-nucleotide messenger RNA. RefSeq lists its product as uncharacterized. The transcript is spliced from 4 exons. Bases 948 to 1685 code for a protein of 245 amino acids. Lineage: Eukaryota; Viridiplantae; Streptophyta; Magnoliopsida; Solanales; Solanaceae. Gene Ontology annotation, molecular function: cadherin binding. Gene Ontology annotation, cellular component: nucleoplasm; mitochondrion. The record is from RefSeq and is a predicted model, not a curated record.